Kalmanozyma brasiliensis GHG001 is the source of this 3885-nucleotide messenger RNA. Its product is annotated as Protein kinase domain protein. The transcript has a single exon. Gene Ontology annotation, biological process: protein autophosphorylation; actin filament organization; peptidyl-threonine phosphorylation. Gene Ontology annotation, molecular function: protein serine/threonine kinase activity; ATP binding. Gene Ontology annotation, cellular component: cytoplasm. Lineage: Eukaryota; Fungi; Basidiomycota; Ustilaginomycetes; Ustilaginales. The coding region runs from base 1 to 3885 and encodes 1294 amino acids. The record is from RefSeq and is a predicted model, not a curated record.
AUGUCGCAAUAUGGCCAGGCUUACCAAGCCCAGAUGCAUCCACAUGCUGGCCAGCGGAGUGCAGCACCACCACACGCCGGAUAUGCGCAACAGCCGCAGCAACAGCAAUCUAUGCCACAGAUACAGAUGGGCGGUGGUGGUGCCUACCAGCAGCCCUACAAAGGCACCCUCGCACCAGGCACCAAAGUCAUGGUCGGCAACAUCACCGUCACUGUAAAGCGCUACCUCUCCGAGGGGGGUUUCGCCCACGUCUAUCUCGUCACCACCUCCCAGCCCAUUCCCAUGCCUUCCUCCGUCACAGGCACCGUCGGUGCAUCUAUGGCCAACAGCGCUACUGCAGAGCGCGGUGAGACCGUCCAUGUCCUCAAACGCAUGGCUGUUCCCGACAAGGCUGCACUUGCAGACGUCAGAAGGGAGGUCGAGGUGCACAAAUUGCUCCGCAACCAAGCCAACAUUGUCCACUUCAUCGAGGCCUCUGCGACAGCGUUACAAGGUGGCGGGUACGAGAUCUUUAUCCUCAUGGAGUACUGCUCGGGAGGCGGUAUCAUCAGCCUCAUGAAUGCUCGUUUGCGCGAUCGACUACGAGAAGAAGAGGUGCUCAAGAUCUUUGGCGACGUCUGCGCAGGUGUCGCCGUCAUGCAUCAUCUCGACCCGCCGCUCAUGCAUCGUGAUCUCAAAGUCGAAAACAUCCUCAUGGCUCCCUCCACCGAUCCUGGCACCAUUCCUGGCUCGCGCUCCACCUCGUCCAACCUCAAAGCCACCUUCAAGCUGUGCGAUUUUGGGUCCGCUGCGCCUGUUCUCUCACGCAAGCCCGCAAGGAGCAUGGACGAAGUCAAGCGCGUCGAAGCCGAUCUCAACAAGCACACCACUUUGCAGUACCGGGCUCCUGAGAUGGUCGACGUUUACCAGCGCCGUGUCAUUGACGAAAAGGCCGACAUUUGGGCUCUCGGUGUGUUUCUCUACAAGCUCUGUUACUACACCACUCCAUUCGAAGAGAACGGCGGCGGACCAUUGGCUAUCCUCAACGUGCAGUAUCGCAUCCCGCCACAGCCCGUCUAUUCCGAUCGUCUCAAACAGCUCAUUCACUCGAUGCUCAAGGAGCAGAGCACCGAUCGCCCCACCAUCGAUCAGGUCAUCAUCCACGUUCAUCAGAUCCUCGGCACACGCCCUCCACAGGCCGCACUUCACUAUGCAAACGCAGCUGCCAGCGGAAAGAUCGCCACGCCUCUACCCACGGUGUUCCGUGGAGCCAAGGUGCCGUCCGCUUCCGAUGCGCCACCGUCUUUGCCCGGCAGGUCGAAGCCUGUCGGCGGCAUCGAUGCCAACCUCAUAUCCAUGGGACCUUCCAAGAAGGAGCUCGAAAAGGCCGAAGCACGCGAGCUCGAGCUGCAGGCGCAGAGCAUCACGCCUAUGCGAAGGGGCAGGCCUAACAAGCCAGCAGCUAGCAGUGUGGACUCGCCCGUGAGGAGAUUCGAAGAAGAGGUCCCCAAGGCCAGCUCCCCUGCACCAUCGAAAGCAGAGACCUCGACCAAACCCGCGCCUCUGUGGAGCGUGCCUGAGAAGCCAGCUUUGUCCGUCAAGACGGGACCUCUGAUCGAAGGAUUCGGCGACUCUUUUGCGCCGGUUUCGAGCGACAGCAACGCCGAGAGCUCGCCUGUCGUCUCGAAGCGAUCCACGGAAAGCCCGCCCGUGCUGCCAAAGCGACCGUCGCCCUCCUCUCUCUCGCCUGCAGCGAGUGGCGAGACUACAGACCGACCUCUGGACAAGAACCUCCUCCGUGCUUCCUCCAACGGCCCUUCACCUGCCCUCUCGCCGCUUCGGCACAGCCCCGCUCUGCCCGGGUUCAACGUCGCUCCAAGCCCUAUCUCUACACCUCCCCCUCCAGCCACGACCUCAAGAGACGCACCUGCGCCAGCGGCGGAACAAAAGAGCGGAACACCGCGCGACGAGCUCACCGACCGAUUCCCCAGCCUGGAGGAUCUCGAUGCCAAGUACGCCACUCCAGCGUCCAUCACCGCGCCUGUGUCGAGCUCGUCCGAUUCGAGUGCUCCUACAUCCGCGCCGUCCGGCACCCGCAAUGCCGUCAACGUGCCUGGCCUCGCCAACCGCGCCAGCGUCGGCGCCAUGGCUGGGCGCUUCGAGCGACCGUUCGAGCCGCAACGAGUCGGUUCGGGCCGAGCACCGCUCCACAAGUCUGCCACCAUCUCUGGCUUCUCUACCGCGGACAGCAAACCUCGUGCAGGCAGUGUGUCCAAGCGCUGGCAACCUUCCAUCAUUGCGCAUGAUCAGAUCGGCCAGAGCAAGGACUCUAAGCCUCCAAGCGCGCCGUCGGAUAGCAAGGCACAACCCUCGAAAGACUGGCUCACUGGCGACGUGUCAGAUGAGGACGACACCAAGCCUGCGGCCCGCGCGCAAGACAAGGAGACAGAAACAAAGAUCUACGCGACCAAGCCACAAGCUCCGAGCAACGCGAAAAAGCAGCUCGACGCCGGGGAGGAGAUCGACGUGGACGAGCCUUCGUCAGACGAAGGCGAGGCUGGACCGGAGGAAGCGGUUGCGCAGCGACCCAAUCUUCCGCCGCGUCUGGGCGCCGAUCGGCUCUCCUCCUUCCAAAGCCGUGCUUCCGCGUCGUCCGCUCCAUCGCAGCCAGAGUCACAGGAGCAGAGCACCGACAGCAAGACGAGCAAGCCCGAACGACCGCGCAUCACCGCCGGUCGGGUCAAAGCUCCCUCCUGGCUGGUCGACGCGGUCGACUCGCCUACCGCCGCUGAACGUCUCAUGUCCUCCUCCUCCAUCACAAGCAUCGGCAGUGGCGGGCUUGGCGGGUCGCUCAAGUCGCCCGCAGCGGAACUCGUUUCGCCGAUCACGGACGUUACAGCAGCAGAGCAGCUGGAUGAGGCGGCGCGACAGGCGCAGGAUCAGCUCGAGGCGCUGCUGCGUGGACCGGCUGACGAGGCUCCUACGAAGGAAGAGGAGGUGGACGAGCAAAGCCCGACGCUGCCCUCAGUGGUCAAGGUCAAAGCGCCCGCGUGGGACGAUGACGAUGAGGAGGACGAGAAGGAGAUGAGUGCUUUGCCAAAGCCCGAUCUCCAGACUGGUCGAUCGAACGGCACCAGCGCAGAGGAGCGCAAGACCUCGCCUCCCGCUGUCGCGUACGCUCCUGUCCUUCCCGCCAACAAGCCGUCCUCUUCGAGCGUCGCCUCGCGGUGGAACCCCUCCCAGUCACAGGCGCAACCUUCGCAGCGAAAGGACCUCGUGGAUGCAGCUACGUCGCCCGCAUCCAUCCCGUCGCCCGUCGAGUCGGUCAAGGACAAGUUCGGUUCAUUCUCGAUCACCCCUGCGUCUGAAACGGAGCCAGAACGUCAUGCACCGACUGCCAUGCGUCCGUCGAGCAUCGUUGCGCAGCGCUCGCAGCAGUACGCCUCUCCCGCUGCCCAAGCUUCCGAACCGGCGGUGAUUCAGCCGAAGAGACCGACGCCUAUCCGUCCAGCAAAGGGCUCGCACCUUAGGGGUUACAGCGUGUCUACCUCAGGUGCUGGCGGUUUGAAGCCGUGGGAGCGGGAAGCAGCGCAGUCUGCAGCAGCAUCCAAGGGGGCUAUUGUCAAAAACUCUGCCCUCCCCGCUGCCUCUACUACCCGCCUCCACGGACGCGAAGAUGAACAGGAGGAUGCACCCCGCAAUGGCGCCGGGGGAGACGAUGAGCGGUUCAAAGGCGUCUCAUCGCUCAUCUCGCGCUGGCAGCAGAACGUCGAGUCUAACGCACCCGGCUGGGGCCGCAUCGGCAACGGUAGCACAGAGGACAAGGCUGGGUUGGGCCAAGGGCUAGGGCCGAAGGUCGCUAAUCAGGCCGCUGGGAUGGUCCGGGAUAGGAACGGCGCUAAGUAG